CCCUCAUCAUGCUCUCAAUUUCAGAUGCAGCUGUAGCUGGAGGUGUGCAGAAUUCUUAUCAGAUAUACUGGAGAGGGUAUAAAUAUUGGACAGACUGAAGCUAAUUCAUCAGUACUCAGCUCUGGAGCCAUGGCACUGUUUGGAAAAGUGUUGGAGCCAGUGGGCUACAUGCAGACUGUGAGGGUCCUGGUGCAGGGCAUCUGCUCCUACCUGGGCGGCAGUGCCACAGCAGAGGAGACUGAAGUAGCCAAGAAAGACCUGGACCAAAUCGAUCAGGAGCUGGGAGCAUCAGGCAAUGGCCUGCUGGACGACCAGGAGGUCCACAGGCUGGAGGAUGACCUGGCUGUGGUCUACUACCAGCUGGGCACUGCGGUGAGAGCCCAGUCAGACUUCACCAAGAAGGAGACGGAGGUGUUCCUCCAGUAUGUGAAGGACUACCGACUGGAGAGGCAGCUGACGGCGCUCUACAACCGGCUGAUGGGUGUGUCGGCGCUGACUGAUCAGCCCACACUGCUGGAGGAGCUCAUACUUAACCGCAAACCCAAACGCUGGGAGCUGAGGGAGUUCUGUGUCAAGAUUAACUUUGUCUUGGGCACUGGUCUGCUGUGCCUCUUCACGCAGGCUUCUCUGACAGGCAGAGACCAGCCUUUGCUGAUGAAGACCUGGUCCGACCGAAUGGGUGCCCUCUACAGAAAGAUGAAGAACACAGGAUGCCGUUGCUUAGGCUACUUCCUGGAGCAGGCGGAAGAGGAUGUGCGGCAGCAGCUAAAUGAGGCCGUGCAGAACCGCCAACCUCCUGAGGAGGCAGCAGCAUGCAUCCUGAAGACCCUGGAAAAGAACUACGAUUGGCUGCGCUGGGCAGUCAUGCUCCACCCCGCACCAGGCCCGAAGGAGGAUGAGAAGGAUGAGGAAACACAGGAAGAAAAGGAGGGCAUUCCAGCUGAACAGCAACUCAACAAUUUCCUGUCCAUCACGUCUGAAGCACCAAUCCCCCAUGUGGUGGCAUGCUACCGUGACACACCCACCUCACUGGACAAGAGCCGUAUCCACCAACUCAUCGUGGACCUGGAGUGGAAGAUCCCCAACCCGCCGCCGGAGGUGUACGCUGCCAUCGAAGAAGACCCGGGCAGGGCACAGCGCUAUCUGGCCACACGCAUGCUGAAGAAGCUGCAAGAGGGGCUGGGGUCUGCUGUGGCCGUCCAUGUGGUGCCAGGCAGGAUGGAGAUGAAGUGCAACUUCCCUCCAGCCUCAUACUACCUCUAUGAGUACAAACACCGGCUGGCCUCGGGCACCGUGUGUGUGUUUGGAUAGAAAAGAGAGGGAGGCAGAU
Messenger RNA from Thunnus maccoyii (southern bluefin tuna), 1330 nucleotides. RefSeq lists its product as uncharacterized. The record is from RefSeq and is a predicted model, not a curated record. Bases 130 to 1311 code for a protein of 393 amino acids. NCBI's taxonomy places the organism in Eukaryota, Metazoa, Chordata, Actinopteri, Scombriformes, Scombridae. The transcript has 5 exons.